This is a messenger RNA of Apis florea (little honeybee), 2903 nucleotides long. Its product is annotated as tubulin glycylase 3A. Gene Ontology annotation, cellular component: axoneme; microtubule cytoskeleton. Gene Ontology annotation, biological process: cilium assembly; cilium movement; protein polyglycylation. The record is from RefSeq and is a predicted model, not a curated record. NCBI's taxonomy places the organism in Eukaryota, Metazoa, Arthropoda, Insecta, Hymenoptera, Apidae. Gene Ontology annotation, molecular function: ATP binding; metal ion binding; protein-glycine ligase activity, initiating.
UUCAAGAGAUACCAAGAGUACGAAAGAGUCCUCGGCGGGCGUGACGGAUUACAUGAUAAACGAUGAUAAGAUCUAUAGCGCUUCUUUCAUCCUGGAAAAGAAGGAGAGCCCGGUAAAUCCGUACAAUAGGGUCGAUUGGACGAAGAUGUGCACGAAAUGGACAUCCUCGGAAACUGAAACCGAGAUCUGCAUGGUUAACAGCCUGCCACAACUUGAUUGCAACUCGUUCCCGAAAUCGUACAUGGACACGUGCUCGUGCUGCCCCCGGGACAUAUUCGAUAUUAACUUGGACGUCAUGGGCGAGAGCUACAGGAGCGCCGUGGUUGGCAAAGACGAGGACUGUUGUAAAGUUAAGUGGGAGAAAAAGGAACGCUAUCGGAAAAUUAAAACGAAAGUCGUUAAAGCCAUCAAGAGACACAAAAUAUUUUUGAUACGGGGCGAAUUACCGAAAUUGAAGGAAGCUCUGGAGAAGAGAGGUUGGGUGCAAAAAUACGAGGCAACAAAAACGAGAAAUUUACCUUACGGCAGCGUGGCAAGCUUGGAGGCUAAAUCAUUGGGCGAUCUAACCCAGCCGGACGGCUCUUUGAACGAGAGGGCGAUAAUUUUCGCUCUGCUACGUCACAAAUCGCCAGACUUUAUAUGGGACUGCCGGAACGACUUCGUCGAUUGGCAUCGCGGCCUAAGCAGCACCACGGUCCUCAACAGAUAUCAAAAGCCUUCCGUCUACACAUCCAAGCUAGGAAUGGCUCGUUUGCUGGAGGACGCUCACUGGUUGUACGAGAAGGACGUGUCCUCGGUCCUCUUCCCAAGGAGUUACAACCUGAGCAGGGAGCCGAAAAUAUUCCUCGAGGAUUUCCGGCUGACAGCCGCUGCGGGCCUGCUUAAGUGGUUCGUCGAGAAGGUGCAGGGCUGCUGCGAGCAGAGUUGCUGCAACAUGUGCGACCACCUCAUCAACCGGCUCGAGUUCGCGAUGAAGCGUUGCGAGGAGUUCAUCGCGUGCGAGAAUCACCAGGACAUCGACGAGGAUAUCGUCACCGAGUUCACGGAGGAGGAGUGGAACUCCUUUCUCGAGGAUUACAUGGCGGCUGUGCACGAGGGCGCUGGGAUCGAGACCACCGACAAGUAUCAGGAUCAGAUACAAAAAUACGUGGACAUGGCGAAUUCGAUAUUGGCGAAAUUGAAAGAUGUCGACCCGCAAUACGAGCUGAACGGGAUGAGGAACAUGUGGAUUUUGAAACCGAGCGAACUUUGUUGCGGUACCGGGAUCAGCAUAUCUCACAACUUGAAGGAUAUAUUCCGCAAGAUAAAAAGUCGGCCCAAGGAUUACUUCAUCGUUCAGAAGUAUAUCGAACAUCCUCUGCUGGUCCACGAUACGAAAUUUGAUAUAAGACAGUGGUUCCUGGUCACCAACACAUUUCCACUCACCAUAUGGAUAUUCAAGGAGGGGCUCCUUCGAUUCAGCUCGAAACCCUACACUUUCUCCACCUAUCACGAGGCGAUUCAUAUCUGCAAUACCGCAAUUCAGGAGAAGUACGACGAGGAGAGGAGAAGGCGAAGGAAACGUGGAGGAAAUCAGGAGGAAGUCGUAAAAACGAUUCGUGAUCAAGGAUGGGACUGCGAGAAGCUGAACGAAUAUUUAAAGCAAAACUUAGGGCUUAGCGGGGAGCCGUAUUACGAAAAUAUAUAUCCAAAAAUGUCGGAGGCGAUAAUUCUCACGAUGCUGGCCUCCCAAGAGCAUAUGGACAGGCGGAGGUGCAGCUUCGAGCUGUACGGAGCCGAUUUUAUGGUGAUGGAGGAUCUCUCGGUCUGGUUAAUCGAGAUCAACACGAAUCCCCGGAUGCACCCGCCCAGCUCGAGAAAUACGAAACGCCUCUAUUCCAAUGUUCUCGAAAGCUUGGUGAAAGUGGUGAUGGACGUGCCAUUGAAUCCAGAAGCGGACACGGGCGGUUUCAGCCUGAUCUACAAACAAAAUAUACCCGAUUUCCGACCCUAUCUCGGCCCCUGCCUCUUCGUGUUCGGCAAAUCGAUAACGCUGGUCGAGCAUCCGCGGAAACGAGAUAAGAAAAAGAAGAACGGCUGGGCGAAGUCGCAACAACAACAGCAAACGCAGCAGCAACGCGCGUGGACCGCCCCCCCGAUGAUUCCACGCCUAAGGGAGCCGAAAAUAGUCGAUUUUAUCGACUAUUUGAACACGGCUCGGUGUACAGCGGCCAACUGAUAUUCCCGUCGUUACCGCCGAUGCGUUCGGCCGAUCGUUUAUCCGGCCACGAGAAAUCGCCUUUUCCAACUUUAAGCGAAUAAAGGGGACGGUGAACUCUGCAACCUCGAUACGGGGAAACAGUCGUUUUAAAGUCGGGACGACCCAGUUUUUCGCGGGGAAGGUCGAACAUCGGAAACGGUUCUGGUUCAGGCGCACGCGUUCAACCUUUGUGCCCGACCGGUUGAAAGAGGAGGAGGAGGAGGAGGAGGAGGAGGAGGUGGAAUUCUCUCUUCCCGGAAGAAGGGAUCGCGUUCAACGCGUUAUAUUCUCAACUUGGCAAAUUUCGUCGUCGUUGGAGGAUAAGAAAUUUCUCGGUCGGUCGAGAGAGUAUAUAUAUAUAUAUAUAUCUCGUUGAACAACGAUUUUCUCUUCUGUUUUUAACCGGAUUUCGCGUGUACAUGCGGGGUAUGCGAGUUGUACCGUGCUCGUUAAUCGACGCACGAGAACACAACGAGAGAUAAAAGUAAUCGACGGUGUCGUUAGCCAUGUCGUCGCCAUGUCAUCGUUUCUUCGACUGAAAACGUGGUCGUGGGAGCUGAAAAGUAAAGUCCACUUUUUUUUCUUUUCUUUUUUUUUUUCUACCUCCGAUUUCUUCUUUCGUUCUAUUCUAGAUAGUGCGAUAGAAACGAAUUCUUUUUUAGUA